AUGAUGGAAGAUUUCGGCAAGACAGCGAAGGGUAUUCCAGUGAAAAGGAUAACCAUUCGACCGAAACUCCCAGAAAAAUUGACCUCGGGCGGCGAUAGCGAAGUCUGGAGCGGAGUGAGAGCCGUCUUUAUCAAUUACGGUGCGGUCCUCCAGCAGCUGUGGAUUCCUGGCCAUACGGACACGGGCGGAAAGAAGAAGACGCCCCUCACGUUGGCCGAUGUGGUUCUCGGUUAUCCGGACAUUGGCAGUUACGAGAAAAACGUACCCUAUCACGGAGCCAUAGUUGGACGCGUGGCUGGUCGCAUCAGUAAUGCUCGCUUUGCCAUCCCCUACGAACUGGACCCCACCAUGACUGGCGUCUACAGGUUGCCGAAGAAUCUGAAGAAACAGCACUGUCUUCAUGGUGGAACGUUAGUUUUCACUUUUCACCUCGUAGCCUACCAUUUUCAUCCUUUAUUUUUCUCGAUUCCUGCAGUGUUCGAAGGAAUUAGAAGAGUAGAAUUCUCUUAGGGUUAAAAUAUCCCCCGUUAUUAUGGCCAAGCAUUAGCGACCUCUUUCCAUUCUAAGCGCAAACCUUUGAAAUAGCGAUUUGCCAACUGAGUACCAGUGAUUGUAAAGCCUAUACUUCCACUUUAAAUAAGGCCCAAGAGAUAACCUGUUGGUUUUUAUAUUAAAGUGCAGCCUUGGUUUGGAAUACAAGGGAACUCAAGAAACAAAGUUACUGUUUCACUCGGUUUGACUGGGCGAAGAUUUCGGUUGUCCACUUAUCACUUUAAUUGCAUAAUACAUCUAGUAACCUUACUGGCACGUAGUCGCUCCAAGGGCUGAGCUAGAUUUUGAUGGAGGGGCCUAUGAUCUAACCCAUGAGAUCGUCGAUCUCUUAUUUUUACCACAACUGACUAACACUACUGCAACUUCUCUGCAGAACAUGUCGCGUGAGUAGGCUCCUCGCGUAAAUCAAGCUGUGGAAACACUUGUACGAGCAAACCGCCUCCCGUUAUUUGUUUUUCGGGUGACUAGGAUGAACUGGACCAUCUGUUUAAAUCCCAGGCUUUGACCACGUCGUUUUUUCCCGUUCAAACGGCGGGGUCGACGACUGGAAUUGCAACUGGUAGCCUGGUCCUUCCUGGUUCCCCGGAAAACAAAUAACGGGAAGCAGUUUGCUCGGGCGAUGGUUUAAACAAUUUGGCCUGUGUGUGAAACGUACCGACGCUAUCUGUACUACAAAAACUUGCAGUAUUAUUGAUCAUUUAGGCUAAAAUCAAGAUAUGAACGACCUUCCGGACUAAUCCAUUGCUUCCCUCCAUCUCAGUUUGGUUCAACCGUUGGGAUAAAGACAUGUGCCAACGGGUUUAUUAGAACCUCGACUCUUCCACGGCCGUCCAUCCUGAAACAAACCGAACUAUAUAAGCCCCACAACGGGGUUUUCUGAAUUUUCUUGUCUGUCGACCUGGAAAAAUGCGAUCUCAAUGUGUUAAUUAUCCAUUCUUAAGCCCAGUCUGUGUAUCUUUCGAGAGAAAUGUGGUGUCAGCUCCAUAAACGUUCGAAUCCGAUGGAAAAUUAUCCUGUCACUUUGAACGAUUGCAUUUAGCCUUUAUAAAAUGGCUUAUGAUAUACUUGUUUUUCUGAGAUUUCGGGUUACAGCAAAAAUGACUUCUGAGCUUACCACUUGUAACUUAUGAUAAAAGCGAAGAGGCGAGUUCCACGAAGUAGUCGCGAAGAAGGAGACAUGAUCGCUGGAACAAGAGCUUUAUUAACCUGACGUUUUAGAUUCCCACUCGAAUCCACCACCCGUAUCUGACUUGGCCCCUGAUGAUGCAUUCGAGUAGGAAUCCAAAAUGUCAGGCUAAUAGAUCUUGUUCCAACGAUACUAUAUCCUUCUUCGCAAUAACUUAUAAGCCAAACCCUGUCUUCACUUUGAGGAAUGGUUGUUUCCUUAGUUCAAUGAAACUUUUCGGAUAGCUGGAUGGGUAACCUAUUUAUAUCGGCAAUAUUUUUAUGAAUUCCAUACUAUUUCGUGGUUUAAGUCGUAUACUGUAAUUGAUAGUAAUUUCCAUAUUUGAUUUGCAAAUGUUGUCCCGGCGUUUGUUCCCGCCCAUUUCAGUCCAAACGGUGGGGUAGGCUACUUGAAUUUAAACAGAUAGCCCAGUUCAUACUAGUCGCCCAGGGAACAAGUAACGGAGAGCGGUUUACCUGCGAAAUUGUUUCUACUGGUUGAUUUACGCAAGCAGCUACUCAGGCUAUUUGUUCUACAAAAAAGCUUGCAUUAUUAUUAAUCAGUUGCGGUGAAAAUAAAAGAAAGGCGAUCUUGCAGACCAGACCAUAGCCCCGCCCAUCUCAGUGAAGCCCAGACUUUGGAACGGGGACGUGUGCUAGCAGAGAACAAUAGACAAAUAUAUAGCUUAACUUUAGGGCCCUGAUUAUGAUGUUGUAAAGAGUGAGGGACUUAUUUUAUUUGUUCUUACCGAAUUACGGGACAGAUUAGCAGCCAUAUUUCUACAACUUAUAGGUGUUUUCACCAUUUGUACUAUAUUGCAUUUCCUAAUAAUUUUGUCCGAAAAUUCGGAAAAAACAUUAAUUGAGUCAUUUUAAAAUAGGCUGCGUUUCGCCAAAUGUUGCCAGUAGUUUUGUUUACAUUCGUGAAGCUCUUAACGCUCCCAUUAAAGUUUGCAAAGAACACAAGAUAAACAACCUCCUCUAUCCAUCUGCACUCCUUGAAAAAAAUGUGUCUAAUAUGUUAUUAGUGUGACCAAUGACACGGCCUAUAAUUUAUUGACCCAUCAAAUUACUAUGAUGGGAAGUAGCUUAAUUUUUCGACAAUAAGCUUUUUGCUGUCGAAUUAUUUCGAGAGCGAGUUGUUGCUACCUUUGGAAUCGUCUGCGCACUAAUUUAUUCGCGUGGGUCUCGGGUUUGGUUACCUGCCGGCUAGGUUACUACAAAAAGUUCUUUACUGACAUCAUCAAACGUUUUCUGGUUAUAAUUUCAGUAGUGUCUCGGGACCAAAAAGACAGUCAGUGACCGAUCUCAUGAAAUUCUAAUUGAUAUUCUGAAAUGCGUUUUCGAUUGGAAAGGACGAUUUUUUUGAGGUUGCAAUAUUGAAUGACCCAGGAUAUCGCAGACACAACAAGAUGAGGACUUUUCAAUUCGCCUUUUUCAGUCGCCUGCAAAAGCCGCGUUUGGUAAAAAGUGGCCGCUUAUGUAAUGUACAUUUUUCUACUGGCUUUGGAUGCCCUUUUAAAUCCAAAUACUUUUACUGAAAAUAUGCACAACAUUAUUCGUUCUUGUGCUCAUUCAGUAGCAAAUAACAUCUUCAAAUUUCAGGCCCAGAGGAAGGCGUACUUAUGUUUUGAUGAGUUUUCUAAAUUGAAAAUAAUUUUGAGCUCGAUCAGCCGUUGCACUUGCGUUAAGGGUUUGAAGUCUAUAAGCCAUAACUUUACCAUGUAAGGAGGACCAUAGAGCCCAUUUAUGCCUUUAAGAAUAAAUCAGAUAGGGUUCAUGACUUUUUUCAAUGGAUAUGGACUAUAGUCUAUACUUCAUAAGGAGAAUUUGUCAGAUAUGGUUAUGUAGCCCCACCUGAAGUAAGCAAACCCCAGACAUUUGUAAUACAGGACCGGCGGUAAUAGGGGUUUUUACGGAUGGGGCCGGGGAACGCAGUCAAAGAGGUCAAGGGAUUUUAUGCAAAAGAAAAGCUAUUGGGAAUGCCUGGUUGUGCUUUGAGUGGCUGCGAAAUAGUUGCGCUAUCUCCUAACCCUAGCCCCCUAACCCUAAGCCUAACCCUUAACCUUGACCCCUAACCAUAACCCCCGAUUCCUAACCCCCUAGCCCUAACCCCAAACCCUAAGCCCUAGCCCCUAACCCUAACUCUAACCCCAACUCUCACCCUAACCCUUUAAUCCUUAACUGCAGCCCUAAACCCUAACCCUGAAACAUCUAACGCGACAGUCAGAAGGAAGCGACAGGUCAACAGUCAAGGACCACUGACCUUAGACUGAAAAAGGUAAACACGUCGACAAAUAAACAAGGCCACCAACAGAACACACACCGAAACGCACAGCAACUCCAUGUCAACGUAAUCACACCGAAUCAAAAUAAUUAAGUGGGUCAACGGUAUUGUGUCCAUGAGGUGUGGCGAUAUAACCACAUAUUAGUGGAGAAUUAGUAAACGGACAGAUACGAUGCCAUUCGAUUGAACAUUGCACGGUCAUAAAAACGCCAUAAUUAUGGACUUCUUAAGACCUAAGUAGACACACUCUUUGAGUACAGAAUUUGAAGAAGACGUGCUUUUCUACCAAAUGGGUACAAAAUAGGAUAUUCUGGUACAUAGUUGCAAUAAAAUAUAUUUGGAUUUACAAGAGCAUCGAAAAUCAAUAGAAGAGAUGCGUGCUAUAUAAGAAGUCAUCUUUUACCGAGCGCGUUUUUUACACGCGACCGGAAAUGCCGCGCUCAAAAGCUGACAUCCUGCCGUGUCUGAGAUGUCUUGGGACUAUGCUGCACGAGAGAAAAUAUUUCAACCCCACUUAAGAAAUCCAUCCUGAUCGAAAAUGCACUUCUUAAUUACUGCUGUCAUUUCACGAGAUCGGGUACCGACUGUACAUCUGGCGGUCAGACUGACACCCGAAGCUUUCUGAGUCUGUUGAGUUUCGCCUUCCUUUCAAAAAUAACCAUAGCUAAGUUUUGAAAGCACUGCCGAAGGUCUGCGUCGGUUCUACUUUGAAAAAUGUCAGAUUAUACUCCAGGGCAAUUUAUGAUUGGGUUGUGAAGAUGGAGAAUCCACUUGUCUUCUGCCGUCUCGAAACCAGUCAUUUAAACUUCCCUGACGGUUAUCUAGAUGUAUGUUAGGUGUACUAUUACAUGCAAUAUUAGCCGCAAUUCUGAAAUAUGUUCUCGAUUCAAAUAGAUUGCCGAAGUUGGGUUGCAACAUUAAUUAUCAUGCAACAUUGUUCUAAAAUAUUCAGUCAGGAUGCCGGCUUUUAGAUGAGUAUCUAUUCGGUCGUCUCCAGAGGCCACACUCUUCACAGUGAAAAAUUCGGAGGAGACACAAAUGAGUUCAAGGAAAAAUAUUUUUGUGUAUGUUUUCUAUAUAAUGUAUCUCAAUUUAAGCGGGCACCGAAGAUCAAUGGGGACAGUUCAUACUAAUUAUGUAGCGAUUUUUUAUUGUGUACAAUUUUUACAGACGGUCGGAAGGAAGCUCGUUCAAAAGCCGGCAUCCUGAUAAUACUGAGAUAUGUCGAGAUUCUGCUGUAUAGUCACUAAUAUUACAAACCCUAGUUAGGUAAUCUUUUCGAGUAGAAAACAUACUUUAAAUCUCCGCUAGCAUUUCAUGAGAUAGUACAUCCACUCACAGAAUAGCUUUCGAUAUGGUCUCUGCAUGCAGCCUAUGAAAUGCGACUUCAAAAUUGUUCUGAUAGAGUAUCGAUUACUUCAUGCCUGCAAAGGCCAGUUUAAUCGCAGAAAAUAGGAAAGAAUGCACUGCUGUUUCGGAGCGAAUAUUGAACAGAACGCCUUGAUGGCUAUCGACCUCGUUGAUAAUUUCGCAGACAGCAGAUCAGCAUUUGAUUCGAACGCCUACGAUGGGUGACCCAGUCAGACCCCAUGUGCUUGGUUUGCACACUGACUUUCAUGAAAAUACUUCAACAAGGGCAAGCGGCUCAAUUACAUGAAUGGGUAAGGUGUGGUUUGUUAGCCCCACCUGAUGGACACAAUACUGUUGGGAUUGGGGUUAAGAGUUAGGGUUUAGGAUUAGGGGUUAUGGUCAAGGGUUAUGGGUAGAGUUAGGGGGUUACCACAACUAUUUCUCAGCCAUCCCAAGUACAACCGUGCAUUCCCAAUAGCCUUUCUUUUGCAUACAACUACUUGACCUCGUCGCCUGUGUUCCCCGGCUCCACCUGUAAAAACCCCUAUUACCACCGGUUCCGCGUUAGAGGUGACUGGGAUUUAUUUACUUCAGGUGGGGCUACAUAACCACAUCCGACCCAUGAAUGUGUGCUUCGACAGACGCUUGCCCUGACAAUGAUAGCUGAGGGACUGGAUCGAAAGCCCGGAACCCCGAAAUGGAGUCAGAUGCCCUACCACUCGAUUGUCGAGGAACUGGAUAGAAAGUCCGAUUCCUUGAAACGGUGUCAGAUGCCCUAUCACUCAGCUAUCGCGCUCACGUCUGCCAACCUAUUCCAACGUUUAGUCGUCCCGGAAGCAAGACGUAAGGGGGGACUUUUCGAUCCAUUUGUACGACUGGCAGUAGUGAGUGCGAUUUCCAAGAGGUAGAUCACGCGGCAUGAAUGCCAUAAGUCGGUUGUUCGAACCCCCAUGCACUGAAAACGCUCAUAAUCGGUAUGAUUUCCCCAUGUGUUAUUGUCCUCCCUAGAAAGUCUUCGUACUGAAGCCGUCACGCUUCCUACAGACAGUUGUGUUAUCGAAAAUCGUGUCCCAUUUUAUGCGGCAAGCAGUCAGAUUUAAGUUGCCUUUUUUGCGAAAACAGCCUUCUGCAAGAGAUGAAAAUAAGGCUAUGAUAGGCAGGUGGGCAAUUCACUAGAUAGGGAGGAAAGUCGACCGUAAGUGGCUCUUCCUACGGACGUGGCGAGAUGUUCAGUUCAAACAUGACUCAGGGUAAUCUUGAGGACGACAACGACGCAACUUCUUAAAAAAACUGUUAUACGGUUAAUCUCAAAACCCCUCGAGACGCUGUCAAACGGUUUGACGAGCUCGUGAGUAAACUACCUAACGGCCUUCGCAUAACGACAACUUGGACAGCAUCGGUGAGUUAAAACACGAGGCCUCUUUCGACAUUUCGGGUGAAUCAAACAUAGGAGUUUUCUUUCUUGUUAAAUUGAUCUAUGCAUAUUUCCUCCUGAAACGCAAGCUCACGAUCCGGUGUGCGCUGAAUAAACGAGGCUGUUGCGACGCUCCGCACCGUUCCAGGAUUACGAUGGCAAAACGGUUCGUGUCGCAGCCCAGACUUCGGUCAUUUUCUUUGGUAACCCGUUUUUAGGACUACUCACUCGUGUCAUUCUCACCCAGUUUCACUGACGUCAUCUUAACCCACAAUAUCCCUAAGAGACACUUUCUGCAAUGGAACAGUCUGCAGGAAUGUUGGGUAGAAUGCAGAAUAUCUUCUAGCAAAGGAAAGCUGACUUCAGUUACUUAUCAACACACCAGUCUCAUAAAUGCGAGUUUUAUAAGAGCAAUCAAGUUUAAUUCUUUUCACUGAAAUUUAGGAUUGGACUAUCGAAUCGGCUCUGGGAGAUUGCGGAACAGAAGCCAGAGAGUGUUAAAUUCAAAAUCUUCUCCCCUGAUGGCGAAGACGGUUUUCCUGGCAACCUAACCGUCUAUGUGACCUACCGGAUAACGGUCAACUCUGAGGAGAAAAUCGAACUCUCCAUCGACUACUUUGCCAGCGUUACAGACGCCAUCUGUCCACUGAAUCUGACCAAUCACACCUACUUCAAUCUGGCGGGACAUCGCGCGGGACCGGAGGCCCUGGACCGACACAUCGCCUGUAUCGCUGCGGACCGGAUCCUCGAGACAGAACCUGACCUCAUGCCCACGGGACGAAUUCAGAAGGCGGGCAAAGUGGAUGGCACGGACCUGCGCAAACCAGUUGGCCUGAAAGAUGGUCUGAGGAAGAUCCAUCCGGCACCGUUUCAGGGUUUUGAUGAUUACUACAUUUUUAAUCAGAUGCCCGAAGAGGAGGCUAAGAUGACAGUCUCGGAGCCAAAUUCUGGUCGGCGGGUUGAGGUCUUCAGCGACCAGCCGGGAGUCCAGUUCUACACUGGCAAUUGUCUGGAGCCAAAAACUGAUCCGGUGGGCAAAGAUGGCUACAGUUACCCGCCCCACAGUGGCUUCUGCAUGGAAUUGCAGGGUUUUCCGGACGCGGUGAAUAGAGCCAACUUUCCGAAGACCUUUGUUCUUCCCAAUGGGAAGCCUUACAUUCAGAAGACAAAGUUUGUGUUCUCCUUUUAA
This is a messenger RNA of Spirometra erinaceieuropaei, 7956 nucleotides long. Lineage: Eukaryota; Metazoa; Platyhelminthes; Cestoda; Diphyllobothriidea; Diphyllobothriidae. The record is from the annotation of a GenBank genome assembly.